This is a messenger RNA of Xenia sp. Carnegie-2017, 3721 nucleotides long. Its product is annotated as presequence protease, mitochondrial-like. The record is from RefSeq and is a predicted model, not a curated record. Gene Ontology annotation, cellular component: mitochondrial matrix. Gene Ontology annotation, molecular function: metal ion binding; metalloendopeptidase activity. The transcript is spliced from 32 exons. NCBI's taxonomy places the organism in Eukaryota, Metazoa, Cnidaria, Anthozoa, Malacalcyonacea, Xeniidae. Gene Ontology annotation, biological process: protein processing. The coding region runs from base 366 to 3425 and encodes 1019 amino acids.
UUUUUCUUGCUUUAAUACAAUGUGUUUGAGCCAAAAUGUACAGUAUGUACAAAACAAGUGUUGCAUAUUAUUCAAUUUCAGUUUUUUGUAAUCCUUAUUGAUAGUUACCAGCAGUUACUACCGUGUGUUUUCUACAAAACUAUUCAGAAUGUAAAGCUCGGGUUUUCACCUUGCAAUUUGGUAUAGGGUUACACCAAGUAUUGCGUGAGAAGGACGUGCGUUUUCGAACGGCAUGAUUUAUUCAUUGCAGUUUGCACCAUUGCAAAAGUGCAAUGUCAUUGAUAGCUGUAAGAAAUUUUCAAUAAAUCCAAAUAUAAUUCGACCAUUUUCAAGGGAAGGUUUAAACUGAAAGAUUAAUAUCUGUGAUGUGGCGUUGCCAAAGGAGUUUGAAGAACUUUAAAAGCCGUUGUGGUCAUGUGUUAUGGCCCAGAAAAUGUUUUUACACAAAUGCAACUUACAAGCAAAAAGAAAAGUUGAACAUCAUUCAAACAGCAAGUGAAUUAAAGCCUGGUCAAAAAGUUCUUGGUUACACUGUUGAAAAGGUUGUACCAGUUCCUGAACUUUACUUGGUUUCUGUUAAACUGAGUCACGAUAAAACUGGUGCAGAGCAUCUUCAUGUUGCACGAGACGAUCCAAAUAAUGUGUUCUGUGUUGGCUUUCGUACGACUCCAAUGGACAACACUGGUGUUUCUCAUAUCCUUGAACAUACUGCCCUUUGUGGCUCAAAAAAGUUUCCUUGUCGUGAUCCCUUCUUUUCAAUGCUCACAAGAUCAUUGUCAACAUUCAUGAAUGCUAUGACAGGAAGUGAUUUUACCAUGUAUCCGUUCUCAACACAAAAUCGAAAGGAUUUCAAGAAUCUUUUGUCGGUAUAUCUUGACGCUGUAUUCUUUCCACGACUUACAGAGCUAGAUUUCUGGCAAGAAGGUUGGCGACUUGAACAUGAAGAUAUCAAUGAUCCACAAACUCCACUUAUCUUCAAGGGAGUUGUAUUCAACGAAAUGAAAGGAGCCAUGUCCAAUGCCGAAACGCUGUAUGCACGUAACCUGCAAAGCUCGCUCUUGCCUCAUCACACUUAUGGUUUCAACAGUGGAGGAGAACCAAUCAAUAUUCCCGAACUUAGUUGGCAACAUCUUAAGAAUUUUCACGCUACUCAUUAUCACCCAAGUAAUGCAAGGUUUUAUACUUAUGGUGACACACCUCUAGUAGAUCAGUUGGAAGCCAUAGAAGAGAUGGGAUUAUCACGAUUUAGUGGUAAAUUGGAUGUGCAAACUGUCAUUCCUCCCGAACCUCGCUGGAGUAGUCCGAAAAGUGUUAGCAUAACCUGUGCUUUAGAUCCUUUGGCUCCUGAUCUCGAUAAGCAGACUACGACCAGCGUCAGUUACUUACUUGAUAGUGCGACGAAUGCGUUCGAGAAUCUUACAAACGGUAUCAUAUCUUCGUUACUGAUCGACGGUCCAACAUCGCCAUUUUAUCAAGCUUUAAUCGAACCGAAUAUUGGAUCUGAUUACUCACCGGCGACUGGCUUUGACUCCAGUACUCGAGACAGUUCGUUCUCUGUUGGAUUGCAAGGAAUUCAUAAAGAUCGAGUCCAAGAGGUCUGGGAUAUUGCUCGGAAAACGUUCGCUCAUGUUGUCGAAACGGGCUUUGAAGAUGAAAAAAUUGCGGCGAUUCUUCAUCGUAUUCAACUAUCACAGAAGCAUCAGAGCAGUAACUUUGGAUUGAAUCUUAUUGCUUCGUUAAUGUCGCCUUGGAAUCAUGGUGGUGACCCGACUGAAUUUAUUCAAAUAAACAGAAACGUUGAUCAGUUCAAGGAUUCCAUCAAGAAUGAACGUUACUUACAAGACAAAGUUGCUGAAAGUUUCCUUGAGAAUCAGCAUCGUCUUUACAUGACAAUGUCACCCGAUGAAAAGUACGAGGAAAAUUUAGCGUUACUUGAGGCAAAAAAACUCAACGAAAUGGUAACAAAAUUAUCGAACGAAGAGAAAGCCAUCAUUCAAGAUAAGUGUCUUCAGCUGGCCAGUCUACAGAAUGCUAAACCGGAUACGUCUUGUCUUCCAUCUCUCAGUAUUUCUGACAUUGAUCCCAAGAUCAAACCAGUGAUCGUGGAUGAUGUUAUGUUAGGCGGCGUUCCUGUGUAUUACUGCGUGCAACCCACGAAUGGGCUGACUUACUUUAAUGGAAUAUCAAGCAUAACACUUGUUGCUGAUGAAGUGAAACCGUAUUUACCUUUAUUUUGUCAUGCCAUCACGAAGAUAGGAGCAGGUAGUAUGGAUCAUCGUCACAUGGCUCAAUUGAUCAAACGACGUACUGGAGGUCUUUCAGUAUCCCCUCACGUAGUUGCGCAUCAUACUGAACCUCAUACUUAUAAUCAGGGUGUUUUAUUUUCAUCUCAUUGUCUUGAUGAGAACUUGCCUCGCAUGUUCAAUAUUUGGCUGGAAAUUUUUACAAGCCCAACGUUGAAUAACCCAGAUCGCCUUAGGACUCUAAUCAACGGGCUGGCCAGUGACUUUGCCUUGUCUAUUGUUGAUUCUGGACACAUGUAUGCCAUGAGACUAGCGUCCAGCUCUCUAGUUCCGUCUUCUCAGCUGAAUGAAGUUCUCGGAGGACUUCACCAGGUCGAAUUUAUGAAAAAUAUCGCCGAGAUGGACGAUUUAGACAAUGUUACGAAUAAACUUAUAAAAAUAGCCGCUCAUGUUUUGGAAAAUACUGCUUUCAGGUGUUCUCUUACUAUGACCGAAGAAUCCUCGGACGAGGCCACCGAUUCUCUCGAAGGAUUUUUAGAGGAUUUACCUGGAACUCGUGCAGACUUACCAGCAGAAGUUGAGGAUCCGGACUUUAAGCCUCAUCGAUUGAAAAGUUUCUUCGAAAUUCCAGCUCCUGUCAACUUCGUUUCUAAGGCAAUACGAGCUGUCCCGUUUAAUCACGAGGACUAUCCGAAAUUACAAAUUCUUUCGCGGCUCAUGUCCUCUAAGUUUCUUCACAGAGAGAUAAGAGAGAAGGGAGGUGCGUACGGUUCCGGAGCAAAAGUUGGAGAGAAUGUCUUCGCCUUCUUCUCUUACAGAGAUCCAAAUUCACUUGAAACGUUGAACGUAUUUGAUCAAGCGCAAGACUGGGCGAGCUCUGGUGAAUUUACUGACCGAGAUAUUGUAGAAGCAAAGCUCUCUGUUUUCUCGCAGGUCGAUGCUCCUGUACCACCACCGUACAAAGGCAUGACGCUUUUUAAACACGGCAUUACAGAUGACAUGCGACAAGUACAUCGUGACCGUUUGUUUGCUGUGAAUCGCGAAGCUCUCGUUGAUGUCGCACGAAGGUACCUGAAUGAUUCGGAGGAAAGGGUCAGUUCAGUUGCUAUUCUUGGGCCAGCUAACGAAAAACUAGCUGGAGACAACUCGUGGACAAUUUUAAAGGAAGGCGCCAAAAGCUGAGUAACUGUUGUUGUACCAUCACAUCUGCCAUACCUUUAUGGUUUAACGCAAGACUUGUGUAUUAUGGAUCUACGUAAAGGUUGCUGGUUUGGCUGAAAUGGAUUCCUUGUGUGGCAUUUUAUCAGGUACACCGUCUGAACUGCGUAUGAUUGCAUUUUGUUUGGGGAAUUUAUGUCUAUAUUCUCUCAAACACAGCAAACUCUUGUGGCCUUAAUAAAUAAUCUUGCAUGCAUAUAAUGUAUAAAAUAUUAAUACACGCGAAUCCUUGAAUUAUUAUAAUGGUUCAUCCUAUAAAA